Molecule: messenger RNA, 1452 nt
Organism: Epithele typhae
Lineage: Eukaryota; Fungi; Basidiomycota; Agaricomycetes; Polyporales; Epitheliaceae
Product: FAD/NAD(P)-binding domain-containing protein
Exons: 3
Coding region: 1-1452 (483 amino acids)
Molecular function (GO): flavin adenine dinucleotide binding; NADP binding; N,N-dimethylaniline monooxygenase activity
Source: RefSeq, a predicted model, not a curated record
AUGGGCUCUUCAUCGUCAAGUCAUAACGCGGACGCCACCUCCGGUGGCCAGAAGCAUAUCUGCAUCAUCGGAUUAGGACCUGUGGGCCUCGGUGCUCUCAAAACCGUCAAAGAUGCUCCUCAGUUUAAGGAUGGAACGUGGAGAGUGACUGCAUUCGAGGGACGUGAUAACAUUGGUGGCAUUUGGUACCCUGCACCUGCGGACGAGGAUCCACCUCUCACGGCUCUGUACGAUUCCCUGACCACUAACACCCCACAUCCGUUCAUGUGCUACUCUUCCAUGCUCUAUUCACCCGGCACCCCCAUAUACUGUCCAGCAACCACUGUGCUUCAGUACAUCUACGACUUCUCUGCGCGAUUCGACCUUGAGCCGCACAUCAAGCUCAGCACCCGGGUCACUUCGGUCCACUGGAACCAAGCCUCAUCUAGGUGGGACGUCACUGUGGAAGGUCCGGCCGGCAAGGAGACUAUCCCGUUCGACCUUAUCCUCGUCUCGAAUGGGCACUUCCGCGUCCCUCGCUUCCCCCAAACACCCAGCCUUGCAACCUGGAUCUCCCAGGGGAAAGCCACACACACGGCUUUCUACAGGAGACCGGAGACAUACAGGGGCAAAUUACUCGUAGUCGGCGGCGCGUAUAGCGGACAAGACGUCGCAGCUGAGACUCGACCCUUCGCGUCCGCGAUCAUUCAUUCCAUCACAGACGCGACCCCCAAGGACCUCGAUGGUGGCAAGUUCAAGAUCCGCGGUCGCGUCGCUGAAUAUCUCGACCCCGCCGAGGGCAAGAUCGUCUUCGAGGACGGCUCGACAGAGAGCGGGGUCGAUCACGUCGUUGUCGCGACAGGCUACCAGUUCAACUUCCCAUUCCUGUCCGAGCCAGAAGUUACUCCCACCACACCCGUGCCAGUCCCCCCAUUGCCCGCCGCGCUACACAACACGACCUACCACCUCUUCCCCCUGGCGAAGCACAUGUUCCCGCUUGUGACCUCCUACCCCCCAUCAAGCCUCGCCUUCCUCGGGCUCCCCCUCCGUGUCGCGCCGUUUCCGCUCGCCGAGGUCCAAGCUCGCGCCGCCCUCCAAGUCUUCGCAGAUCCAAGCACCCUCGACAUCGCGCACGAGACCGAGGUGGUGCGCGCAAGGCACGCGACGUUCCUCGCCGAACACGGCGGCGACGUGCGCGCCGCGGCGGACGCGUGGUUCCGCUUCGGGUUUGAGGAGAUGUUCGACUACCGCGACGAGCUGUACGAGUUCGUCGGGGACCCGUACCGCAUCCCCCAGGCGGAGCGCCGGCUGUUCGAGGAGAAGGACUUCCUGCGCGAGCAGUGGCGGGCGAUCGAGCGCGAUGGGGAGGCGGAGGAGUGGUUGCGUGGUGUCGGUGCAGGCGAGGACCCUGUGCAGGAGUGGGAGGAUCAUAUGUGGAAAGUUUACAAACGCACCGUGCCUUCGAGCGAAUGA